Messenger RNA from Trifolium pratense (red clover), 540 nucleotides. RefSeq lists its product as uncharacterized. The transcript is spliced from 2 exons. Bases 1 to 540 code for a protein of 179 amino acids. The record is from RefSeq and is a predicted model, not a curated record. Lineage: Eukaryota; Viridiplantae; Streptophyta; Magnoliopsida; Fabales; Fabaceae.
AUGGGUGAUUUUAAUGAAAUUGCUUAUCCAGAUGAGAAGAAAGGAGGUGCCCCAGUAGAUGUUAAAAAAUGUCAAAUUUUUAACAGUUGGAUCAAUGAUUGUAACCUCCUAGAAGUCACCACCGCAGGAACGCGCUUUACUUGGAGAGGUCCUAAGUGGAAUGGAAGGGAUAUGGUUUUCAAGAAACUAGACCGUGUCCUAUGUAAUGUUGAUUGGAGAAUUAAAUACCAUGAAGGGUUUGCUAAGGUCCUUCCAAGGGUUCAAUCUGAUCAUCAUCCUAUUAUUGUGUCACUAGAGGGGCAUGCCACUUCAAGCAGAAACCGUCCUUUUCGUUUUGAGGCAGCAUGCAAUUCUCAUGUUGAUUUUAAAGACUUUCUGAAUUCCAACUGGGAGAAGGACACAAAUAUCGUUCAAAGUCUUCACAAUCUUACAAUUCAACUCAAAAAGUGGAAUAAAGAUAUCUUUGGGGACAUAUUUAAAAGAAAGAAGGAGAUUUUGGAUAGACUUAAUGGAAGAGUGCUUCUGGUUUCAAAAAUCUAG